Molecule: messenger RNA, 3956 nt
Organism: Panicum hallii
Lineage: Eukaryota; Viridiplantae; Streptophyta; Magnoliopsida; Poales; Poaceae
Product: regulator of nonsense transcripts UPF2
Exons: 17
Coding region: 348-3956 (1202 amino acids)
Biological process (GO): nuclear-transcribed mRNA catabolic process, nonsense-mediated decay
Cellular component (GO): exon-exon junction complex; cytoplasm
Molecular function (GO): RNA binding; protein binding
Source: RefSeq, a predicted model, not a curated record
UUUCCGCUUCCGCGGUUCCGCCUUCCGCCUCCUCCCUGAGUUCUCCCCCAUCGCUACGGCGAGGCGAGGGCCCGAAUCGACGCGCGGCGACGUCUCCUGCCCGCUCCCUCCCGGCUCCCCAGCUCGCUCGCCCCGCCGACCGCGCACGCCUCCAGGCCUCCUUCCUCCUGAAGCGAGGGACGCCACCUGGAAGGGAUUAUUCUCCACCAGCCUUCCUCCUGCCGUCCACUGAGCGGGCGUGGAGUGGAGAUCCAUCCGGCUCGGGCUCGGGUCGAUUUCCGCGGUUCUCGGUUCUAAGGUUAUUUUGGUACGUUUUAUCGUUCUGGGUUUUUAUUCCGAACAACAAAAUGGAUAAUGCUCAGAAUGAGAACCGAGCUGACACUGCUCAGAAUGAGAACCGAGCUGACACCAAGAAAGAUGAUGAGGCGCGCCAAAGCAAACCGGAUGAUGAGGAGGCCCGUCUUGAAGAAUAUAAAAAAAUUAUUGAUCAAAAGACUUCCCUCCGCUGGAGCAACCUAAAUCCUGAAAGGCCUGAUGCAAACUACCUGAGAACUCUGGACUCCAGUAUCAAGCGAAAUACAACAGUUAUAAAAAAGCUGAAGACAAUAAAUGAUGAACAGAAGGAUGGGCUAAUGGAUGAGUUGAAAAGUGUGAAUUUGAGUAAAUUUGUCAGCGAAGCAGUUUCUUAUAUCUGUGAGGCCAAACUUCGCUCUGCUGAUAUACAAGCUGCAGUUCAGGUUUGCUCGCUGCUUCAUCAAAGAUACAAGGACUUCUCUCCUUGUCUUAUACAAGGUCUACUGAAGGUUUUCUUUCCUGGAAAAUCUGGAGAUGAUUUGGAUGCAGACAAAAAUUCAAGAGCCAUGAAGAAGAGAAGCACAUUGAAACUUCUGAUUGAACUGUAUUUUGUUGGAAUUGUUGAAGAUGCUAGCAUAUUUGUAAAUAUCAUAAAGGAUCUUACAUCAGCGGAACAUUUGAAGGACCGUGAAGCAACUCAGACAAAUUUGUCUCUUCUCUCCACUUUUGCUCGUCAAGGGAGGUUUCUUGUAGGGCUACAGUCUCACGGUCAAGAAGCUUAUGAUGAAUUCUUUAAGGACCUAAAUGUUACUGCUGAUCAGAAGAAGUUCUUUAAGAAAGCCUUGAACUCUUACUAUGAUGUUGUAGCUGAACUACUACAAUCAGAACAUGUGUCUCUUCGUCUAAUGGAGGCAGAGAAUGCAAAAGUUUUAAGCGCCAAAGGUGAACUAAGUGAUGAGAACGCAGCCUCAUAUGAGAAACUCAGGAAGUCUUUUGAUCAGUUGCUACGUGGUGUAUCCUCGCUGGCCGAAGCUCUUGACAUGCAGCCUCCAGUGAUGCCAGAUGAUGGGAAUACAACGAGGGUUACUACAGGAACUGAUGUCUCGCCCUCUUCUGGAAAAGAAUCAUCCGCACUGGAACCUAUUUGGGAUGAUGAAGAUACCAAAGCUUUUUAUGAAUCUUUACCUGAUCUCAGAGCAUUUGUGCCCGCUGUAUUGUUGGGAGAGGUUGAACCAAAGUCAAAUGAGCAACAUGCUAAGGGCCGUGAGCAAUCUAGUGAAUCCACUUCAGAACAAGAGACUGAAGUACAUGACAAUGCUCAAACUUCUGCCACUGAACAUCAACUGGAAGUUAAAGUAGAUGAUGGAGUCAAAGAUAGUGAAGAUAAAGAUAAAGAUAGGGGAAAAGAUGGAGAAAAGGAAAAAUCUAAGGAGAAGGAUCUGGAUAAGAAAAACGAAAGAGAGAAAGAGAAAGUUAGAGCCUUGGAUGGUGCAAGUUUGGAUAACCUCCUGCAGAGGUUGCCUGGAUGUGUUAGCCGCGAUCUUAUUGAUCAAUUGACGGUUGAGUUUUGCUACCUAAAUUCUAAAGCAAAUCGAAAGAAACUUGUGCGUGCCUUAUUCAAUGUCAAUAGGACUUCACUGGAACUGUUGCCUUACUAUUCUCGUUUGGUUGCAACACUAUCGACUUGUAUGAAAGAUGUUCCAAUUAUGCUACUCUCUAUGCUUGAAGAGGAGUUCAACUUUUUAAUAAAUAAGAAGGAUCAAAUCAACAUUGAAACAAAAAUAAAAAACAUAAGGUUUAUUGGGGAGCUGUGCAAGUUCAAGAUGGCUCCUCCAGCUCUUGUUUUUAGCUGUUUGAAGGCCUGCCUAGAUGAUUUCAGCCAUCAUAACAUCGAUGUAGCCUGCAACCUUCUCGAGACUUGUGGACGUUUUUUGUAUCGCUCACCUGAAACUACAAUUCGCAUGGCCAACAUGCUGGAGAUACUGAUGAGAUUGAAGAAUGUCAAAAAUUUGGAUCCCCGUCACAGUACACUUGUAGAAAAUGCGUACUACCUUUGUAAACCGCCGGAAAGAUCUGCGCGAAUCUCAAAAGUUAGGCCACCUUUGCAUCAAUACAUAAGAAAGUUGCUUUUCUCAGAUCUUGAUAAAUCAAGUGUUGAACAUGUUCAGCGCCAAUUACGCAAGUUGCCUUGGGCAGAGUGUCAACAGUACCUUUUAAAGUGCUUUCUAAAGGUUCACAAAGGAAAGUACAGCCAAGUUCAUCUGAUUGCUCUUCUCACUGCUAGCCUCAGCCGCCAUCAUGAUGACUUUGCUAUUGCAGUGGUAGAUGAGGUUUUAGAAGAGAUAAGGGUUGGAUUGGAGUUGAAUGACUAUGGGAUGCAACAAAGACGGCUUGCUCACAUGAGGUUCCUUGGGGAGCUAUACAGCUACAGGCAUAUAGAUUCAUCAGUUGUAUUUGAGACACUGUACCUUAUCAUUGUGUUUGGUCAUGGAACUCCUGAACAAGAUGUAUUGGAUCCACCAGAAGACUGCUUCAGGAUCAGGUUGGUCAUUACACUUUUACAGACCUGUGGUCACUACUUCAGUAAGGGAUCUUCAAAAAGGAAGCUCGACAAAUUCUUGCUACACUUUCAAAGAUACAUUAUAAGUAAAGGGCCCUUACCACUUGACAUAGAAUUUGACAUUCAGGAUUUAUUUGCUGACCUCCGACCAAACAUGUCUAGGUAUUCAUCAAUUGAAGAACUAAAUGCUGCAUUAGUUGAGCUCGAGGAAAAUGAACGUUCAGCUCCAGUAGAAAAGGCUGAAAAUGAAAGACACUCGGACAAUGAAUCUCAGAAAAGACAGCCACGAGAUGGUGCUCCAUCUGUGAAUGGUCAAAGCGCAACAAAUGGAGUUGAGGAAAAUGGUAAAGAUCAUGAAGUAGCAGACAGUGAGAGCUAUUCAGGCAGUGGCAGCAUUGAUGGGCGGGAAGAUGAGGAUAUAUUAUCCGAGGAUAAAUCAAAUGAUGGAUCAGAUAAUGAAGGUGAUGAUGAAGACGAUGGCAUUCCUGUUGGUUCUGAUGAAGAUGAAAAUGUUGAGGUUAGACAGAAAGUCAUGCAGGUUGAUCUGAAGGAGCAAGAAGAUUUUGAUCGAGAACUGAAGGCCCUUCUUCAGGAGAGCUUGGAGUCGCGAAAAUCAGAGGCUCGUUCAAGACUCCCUUUGAACAUGAUGGUACCGAUGAAUGUCCUCGAGGGUUCAAAAGACCAAAGGGCCACAGAAUCCGAGAGUGGGGAAGAAACAGUGGAUGAAGAGGGUGGCAAUGUUGGUAGCAGCAAGGUGCGUGUUAAGGUGCUGAUGAAGAAAGGACACAAACAACAGACGAAGCAAAUGUUGAUCCCCGCUGACAGCUCACUUGUGCUAAGCACAAAGCAGCAAGAAGCUGCUGAGCUUGAGGAGAAGCAGAGCAUUAAGCGGAGGAUCCUUGAAUACAACGAAAGGGAGGAAGAAGAGCUGAAUGGAGGAGCAUCGCAAAUGGGGAAUUGGGGUCAAGGAGCUAGCGCUACUAGCAGUAUCCGAUCAGGUGGGCGGGGCAGCUGGGAUGGCUCCACACGGGGAGGUGGUCGGCAACGGCACCACAUUGCGGGUUCAGGUGGUUUUUAUCACAGUUAUGGCAGAAGGAGAUAG